CAGACUCCUGGUUUUUGGAAUAUCUAAUCACAAAAACUUCCAGCCUUCUCUGUUGUGUGUCAUUCUUCAAUGCUUCCUGAAUCCUGAUUUUGCAUUUCUAAUGAAGCUGAACUGACAAAGCGUGAAAGUGGUCUAAAGGGGAAAAACAAAGAAAGCAACCCUGUUUUUACUGGCCAAGACUAAUCAAUAUUCCAGAAGCUCAGCUCUCCCCCCUUCAGUUGUGUUUUUUAUUUUUUCCCCUGAGUUGGAUUAAUAGUCUCCUCCCCUUUUCUUAAGUUACAGUGAUAGUAAGUUGCUGUAUCUAGAGCACAUGAAUAUUGUCAGUCUUCUCCUUCUCUCGCUCACUGAAUUUUUCACCUCUAUUGUACCUACUGGGAAAUUUACCUUAUUGGUUGCCUUUUGUGCUUGGAUCAUUGCAGAAUUUGAGAAGCUUCCUCCUGCACUUCCCAAGGAAGAGGGUAGGCUGUCUUUCUGGGGAGAUUUUAAGAGCCGUAAAUUGUAAUAGAAGAAAUCACUUUUCAAAAUAUAGAUGACUAAAAGUAACGGAGAAGAUCCAAGAUCUGGAAAUAGGAUGGAACGCUUUCAGCAGGGAGUCCGGAAACGUACACUCAAGGCAAAAAAGAAAGUGCAGAGCAUAACUAAGGAUGAUGUUAAAAGUUACCUAUUGAGGAAUGCUUUUGUGCUCUUCACCGUCAUUGCUGUCAUUGUUGGUGAGUAAUUUGAUCUCUAG
Molecule: messenger RNA, 730 nt
Organism: Pelodiscus sinensis (Chinese soft-shelled turtle)
Lineage: Eukaryota; Metazoa; Chordata; Testudines; Trionychidae
Source: RefSeq, a predicted model, not a curated record